AUGGGACCACUUGGAAAGCCUGAUUCUCAAGCACGGGUACCCCACUCCGGUGUCCCUCUCAUCCUGCGCGAUUUGACGGCCACCUCGUCCUCUUAUAAUCCCCCGUCUCCUCGUCGACAUCGUCCUUUGGAUCCCUGCGACGCUUUCGACUCUCUUUCCCUCUCUUCUACUCGGCCAAUUCCAAUUCCUAAACGGUCCGGGUCAAUCUACGACGAAGAUCUCCCGGUGACUCCACUUACUGGACGUUUCGACAAAGCCUCCUACUUUGACGACUGGGAACGAGCCUCGUUGUCCGCCAAAUCAAGGCAUCUCAUCUCACCUCGCAACGACCGCUCCGCGCGGUAUUCAAGCAUGCGUUCCGAGAACUCCCCCUUCUACUCUCCGGUUGCCUCACCCAUCAUGUCUCCGCAUCGCCCGAGUUCUCCGCAACCGUCGCGUUCACGGACACAGAACUCGACCAAGGCCGUGCCGGGCUUCACUCUCGGCUCUCUACCUCGCUUUCACCCAGCCGUCUACCAGUCCAGUUCCACAUCUCACGCUGUCGCCGCUCAACCGUCUUCUCCGCGGCAAACCCGCCAGCCCAAUUAUCGCACUGCGUCCGGCUCGCGUGACUUCAAGUUGCAAUACCGUGAAUUCCUCGAGGCCCACCACGAUAGUCCGUCGGCUCCACGUCUGGAUCCCCUUCGCAGUCCCGGCCCGGUCACCCCUUUGGCACUAGAGACCGGUGACUACUUUGCUACGGGUUCUUUCAGCACGGCUGACCGCUCUUCGCGGGACGCAGCAGGCCAGCACGCAGGCCCACCACCAGACUUAGUGGACAAGAUCAUUGCACGAGAAAAUGAAAAGGCCCGCCAGAAGACCCGCAAAUCCGCCAAAGGCCGGUGA
Messenger RNA from Penicillium maclennaniae, 885 nucleotides. RefSeq lists its product as uncharacterized. The record is from RefSeq and is a predicted model, not a curated record. The coding region runs from base 1 to 885 and encodes 294 amino acids. The transcript has 2 exons. NCBI's taxonomy places the organism in Eukaryota, Fungi, Ascomycota, Eurotiomycetes, Eurotiales, Aspergillaceae.